Nicotiana tabacum (common tobacco) is the source of this 2734-nucleotide messenger RNA. RefSeq names its product ubiquitin-like-specific protease 1D. The record is from RefSeq and is a predicted model, not a curated record. Gene Ontology annotation, biological process: proteolysis. Lineage: Eukaryota; Viridiplantae; Streptophyta; Magnoliopsida; Solanales; Solanaceae. Gene Ontology annotation, molecular function: cysteine-type peptidase activity.
ACAAAAUAGUAUCGCAAAUUUACUUUUCUUCGUAGCCGCUAGAAGCGCGGACUACUCAACUAGCUAAAGAAAUAUUGCGCGGAUCAAUUAACUAGUACAAAAAAGUUGUAGAGUAGAGAAUCUGACAAUUAACCCCCCCCCUCCCCCUCCCCCGGUCUUCCCUAUGAGAUUUUCUAUAGACUGGGAAAAAAUAAUCAACGACGACGAAGACCCUCCGGCGGAGCUGAUGGUUACCUCCGCCAUGGACGGAGAGGAGCAUAAAGAAGGACUUUCCAACUUAUCAAAUACCGAAUUGACCGAAAAAAUUAGGAGGCUUAAAAGGUCUCUGUCCGGCACCAUUGGUGCUAGGUUAAGCGAUGGAGGCAAAAAGCUUAGGGCAAAUAUCAAACUGCACGAGGGUGAAUUAGAACGACGGCAGCGGGUCGGUUCCCAAAAGGAAUUUGAUGGAUGCAUGAGGCAUGACUCUUGUUCCAUCGGUAUUCUGCAAGUUUCUUCAUACAAGCAGGAUUUGUUGUGGAUUUGUGUGCGUGUGUGUGUGCGUGUACAUGGGCAACUAUGUGGAAAUCAGAAUUGUCUUAUUUGUCAUUUUAAGUUGCUUUACUCAAGUUAUUACUUCAAAAAGGACAGCCUGAGAGUUGGAAGCGACGUGAUAGGUCCUGAUGACUUCGAGCCACAGGCUUCACCAUCUGUAUCCUCUCCGCAGUCCACGUUUGCGGCUUGUUUCUUGAACAAGUUGGAAGUAAAAGCAGAUUCAAAGACAGCCAAUGCUUUCCAAAAAGAAUUAUAUGCUCUGAAUCCCUGUGACCACAAAAGGACAUUAAACAGGCAGUUUUCACAAAGAAAACACAAGCGAGAGUUGUUGUCACAGGAAGCACCUUAUAAGUUUCCUGUAGACAAAGGUGAAAGUUUUUUAAAUGUUGAUCUAAAGGGAAGGGACUCUUCUACUACUCGUUAUUCUGAAGAAAAAUUUUCCAGCUGUUUCUUGAAGAAGACUAAAGCCUCUCAAGCCCAAUCUUCACAUACUAAAAGGCAUGCAAAUGGGGAGGCUGUUGUUCUUGUGGAUGAGGAGGAACCUGAUGCAAAUAAAGCGGCAGAGCGAAUGGACGAAGUUGUUGAAUGCAGAAAUGCAACCAAGGUCUACUAUCCUUCACGGGUUGAUCCUGAAUCAGUUGAAAUUUGUUGUUCGGACAUGGAAUCUCUUGCACCUGAAGCAUAUUUGUCAUCGACUAUAAUGAAUUUCUACAUCCGGUACCUCCAGAAGACAAAAGCUCAUGCAGAUGUAGUUGAGUAUCACUUUUUCAAUACAUAUUUCUACAAGAAGCUCAAAGAGGCUGUACUGAGCAAGGUAAAAACUAUGCAAAGUCAUGAUAGCUGUUGCGAAUGUUGUCUUAGCCGGUUUCACCAAAUUUCUUUGAAUGAAAAGGAAGCUUCAUUUUUCAAACUAAGAAGGUGGUGGAAAGGGGUGAAUAUAUUUGAGAAAGCCUAUAUAUUUCUUCCCAUACAUGAAGAUCUUCAUUGGAGCUUGGUUAUAAUUUGCAUACCAGAUAAAGAAGACAAACUGGGGCCAAGUUUACUUCACUUGGAUUCAUUAGGACUCCACUGCAGCAAGUCCCUUUUUGGUACCAUAAGAAAAUUUUUGGAACAAGAAUGGAAAUUCUUAAGACAAGGAGAAGUGUCAACUCUUCCUUUUUCAGAUAAAAUAUGGGAAAAUCUUCCACGAAGAAUAGAUGAAAACGUCAUUCCGGUCCCACAACAAAGAAAUGAGUAUGAUUGCGGUCUCUUUGUUCUUUUCUUUAUGGAGCGUUUCAUGGAAGAAGUUCAUGGAAGGCUUAAAAAGAAGGAUUUCGUGAUGUUUGGACGAAGGUGGUUCAAACCUGAAGAAGCAUCUCGUUUGAGGAUGAAAAUCCACAACAUACUCAAGGAAGAAUUCAAGAAUGCAAGUGAGGCUUGAUAUUAUAGGGAUCCCUACUCUGCACAAGUAAUUGCUCCUGUUUAAAGCAUUUCAUUAGCAGAUUUUUGGCAUGGACAAGGAACUGUUAAUUACCAAAGGUCAUGAAAUGCCUGCCUUGUAUAGCUGCAAAGGUUGAUACUGUCGUCAGUCACAUAAUUAGAGAUUCUGGAAUUGCUGUCUGUAUUCUCUGUACAUCAAGGUUUCUCAUCAAAAUCUGGGAAAGGAUAACUAUAGCUUUCCUGUGGGGGGAAGGUACAUUGUGUAGAAAUCAUAUUGAGCAUCCCCACCAUAAACAAGCAGAGAAUUUACAACUGAUAUUGACCUUCAGCUGGGAAGGAGAAAUACAUUAGACUUCCCUUGGUAUAGAUACAUUGUACAUAAAUCAUAAUCAAACAGUUAUGGCAGAUAUUUCUCAACUUUGCCGGAAUCAAAUGGUUCUGGUGUUGGUAUAGGCAACGAUUGGACAAAGCAAGGAAUAGCUGGUGGUUUACAAUUCCAGCUUGUAUCUGGUAGGUGAUAUGAAGAGAAAGGAACUCAAGAUGUUUUAAAGAGAAGUAAAUCCACUCGAGGAUUAAGUUAGAUUAUCAUGUUAUUUCACUUUUGGGAUAGAAUGUAACAUGCAAAUGAGGCAGGAACUGUAAUAGAUCUCAUAGUCCCUUUAAGAUAAGAAGAGGGCUAUACUUAUGGUUUUUUGCUCAUUUGUAAAGAAAUCCAGCGCUUUGUGCUGUUUAUUAUACAUUUAUUACCCUUUAAAAAAAAAGAAAAAGAAAUCAUAAUUGAACA